AAUCCUUCCUGCUGACUGGGAGCAGAGGAAGAGGAUUCUCAUCGCUUUUCCUGAGUGCCAGCACAGCAGAGGAUGCCUAGCAACCACUCAUCUGCUUACUGAUUCUCAAAAAGAGAAGAGGGCUGCUGUAGCAAUCCCGAACUGCACUGAAUUUAGAAAUCACUGGAAGUGAAGAAUACUUUGGACAAGCGCUAUUACCUAACAAGGUAACGGAAUGGAGAACAAACAGCAAAGCAACGGUGAGAUGAAAGAAAAUAAGCCGGUGAAGAAAAAAAUGAAUUGGUCUGGGAGUCUUAUCGUAGCCUCUUUAACUGGUGCUUUUGGGUCGUCUUUUCUUUACGGCUACAAUCUCUCGGUGGUGAACGCUCCGGCAGUGUAUAUCAAGAAGUUUUACAAUGAAACUUGGGAAAGAAGAUACGGCUUCUCAGUAGAUGAAAGCACACUGACUCUCCUCUGGUCCAUAACAGUUUCUAUAUUUGCCAUUGGUGGCCUUGUGGGUGCCAUUAUUGUUACCCCAAUUGUGAAGUUCUUUGGACGGAAAUGUACGUUGCUGCUCAAUAAUGUGUUUGCAGUGACAGCUGCAUUGCUGAUGUCCCUCUCCUUGUUGGCGGGGUCAUUUGAAAUGCUCAUACUGGGGCGCAUUAUAAUGGGAGUUGAUGCAGGCAUUUCUCUGAGUGCCCUUCCCAUGUAUUUGAGUGAAAUAUCUCCUAAGGAAAUCCGUGGUUCUUUGGGUCAGGUCACAGCGAUUUUCAUCUGUAUUGGUGUUUUCACUGGUCAAGUUUUGGGACUGCCAGAAAUAUUUGGACAAGAAUCUCGGUGGCCUUACUUAUUUGGAGCAAUCGUUGUGCCUUCAUUGAUACAAGCCAUGAUUCUGCCUUUUCUUCCUGAAAGUCCUCGUUACCUCCUGCUUGAAAAGCACGACAGGAGCAAGGCAGAAAAAGCAUUUCAGACCUUCCUUGGGAAAGACGACGUCUCUCAUGAAGUAGAAGAAGUUUUGGCAGAGUCUCGAGUCCAAAGAAACACCAAAUUAGUGUCAGUUCUUCAGCUCCUGAGAACCCGUGCUGUGCGGUGGCAGGUCGCUACCGUGGUUGUCACCAUGGGCUGCUACCAGCUCUGUGGGCUGAAUGCUAUCUGGUACUACACAAACAACAUCUUUAGUGAAGCUGGGAUCAAUCAUGAAACAAUCCCCUACGUUACCCUAAGUACUGGUGCUGUUGAGACUCUGGCUGCUGUUUUUUCUGGCUUAGUUAUUGAACGGCUGGGACGCAGGCCUCUUCUCAUCGGGGGUUUUGGGCUGAUGAUUGUCUUCUUCGCAGUGCUUACCGUCUCUCUGACUUUACAGAAAACUGUGCAUUGGCUUCCUUACCUCAGUAUAUUUUGCAUCCUGGCAAUCAUUGCGUCAUUCUGCAUUGGACCAGGAAGUCAAAUGCCACUUUUUGUUUUCCAGGGCUUAGUUAUUGAACGGCUGGGACGCAGGCCUCUUCUCAUCGGGGGUUUUGGGCUGAUGAUUGUCUUCUUCGCAGUGCUUACCGUCUCUCUGACUUUACAGAAAACUGUGCAUUGGCUUCCUUACCUCAGUAUAUUUUGCAUCCUGGCAAUCAUUGCGUCAUUCUGCAUUGGACCAGGUGGGAUUCCAUUUGUCCUCACCGGAGAGUUUUUCCAGCAGUCGCAGAGACCAGCCGCGUUCAUGAUAGCUGGGACGGUCAACUGGCUCUCCAACUUCGCAGUAGGACUGCUCUUCCCUUUCAUUCAGAGUGGUUUACAGACCUACUGCUUCCUAGUGUUUGCUGCCAUCUGCUUUGCCGGAGCCACCUACCUGUUUUUUGUCCUGCCUGAAACGAAAAAUAAGACAUUUCAUGAGAUCAGCCAGGCAUUUGCCAAAAGGAAUAAAGUGUCUCUGGAAAUGCAAGAAAUGAACCAUUACUCGGGAGAAAGGAAAUCGAGUGCAGAACAAGAAUCAAACUUCACGUCUUCGGUGGACAAUGGGGACACCAAGAAAGGGAUCGUGUAAACCCAGGAUGCUCUUUCAGGGGACGGGGGAAAACGUGCUUUUUUUCAUCCAGUACAUUUACAGCAAUGCACAACUUGUAUUUUUUUAUGUGACAGCAUGAACUGCUUCCCCCUUGAAUAUGUUUUCAGUGAGUACAGGUGAAUCCGUUAGCAGCUCGGGUGAUGGUUGAGGAAAUGAGAGGCAGGAGUGGCGGCAGCUGAUUAAGUAAAUAAGAGCCAGAGUUUUCUUGGGCACCUGUGAAAUCGGUGCUGUGGUGGGGAAUAUAGACUUGGAGAAGUAAAGUGGUGGUGGAGAGCCGGGGUUGUGAGGAGCACCCUGGUGUGCUCACAGGGAGGUGUGUGUGUGGUCACUGCGGGGCAGGAGGAGGUGGUGGUGGCAGGGAAGGGAUCCCAGCAGGGCUCUGCUAAGAAUCGAUGCGAGCAAACCUGAAAUGGUACCAGCUUGCGUUUCUCCACGUUUCCCAAUACGUCAUUAAAGUUGCCAGUGAGAACUGAGGACUUCAAAGAAGGCUCGUGUCAUGUCCCCGACCUCCCAUUCCUUUUCCAGCUAUUUCCACUUUCAGUUGCUUCGUCUCAGCAUCUCCAGCUUCUCGAAAAUGGGGAGCUCCAGGUACUGAUGGGUUUUCUUGUCUCUCUUGCAAAUCCUGAUCGACUAGUAAUAGACUUGCCUCUAGUUUCUGGGUUUGCUAACACUGCAUUUCUGUGGAGAUAUAUAUAUUAUUUUUUUCUAAUUCUAUUUUUUAAGAAUAGCUAUAGAGGCUUUAAUAUAAAAAGAAAACUAAACCUCAUGGCGAAGUGAUGGUACAUGUAGGGUGUAGCACUGAAAAAAAUAAUCAAGCACCAAGUUUUCCAAGGGUUGAGACUUUUUUUACUGGGUUUUGGCUUUUCUUUUCAAGUUCCUUUUAAAACAAGUCUUAGGAGCUAAAAUUUCCCUGAGAUCCAAAAAGUGUCAUUUCUUAACACUCAGAUCUCUCCAAAGGAAUUUGGGUGCCUUUUUUCUUACUUAAACACUAAUUUUCAUUUGGGCAUUAGCUUCUGAAGCUCCAGGCCUAGUUCAUGUUAAUAAGUUUCUAAGCUAUUUAAUGCUUUGUAAAACUGUCCUCAGAGUCUGCUUAAUUUCGUGAUAGAGAGACCGAGCAGGCUGUUGGGGGUCAGGUGAGCCAUUCCCUUCCAUAUGGGAUUUCUUUUAAUGAACAUCAUCUUUCUAGUUUGCAAUUUUGGUAAUAGUACUUCUUGACCCUUCUAGGAACCUGGAUGCUGAGGGGGUAAUAAGCACUUUUAAAUUAAAUACUUAGCUGUUUUAUAUGAAAACUCAGUAAGUCUUAGAGCUGCUCUCAGUUAGGAGAAAGGCACAAGAAGCAAGUGAAGCAUUCAGGUAGAGCCAGCUGCUUGCACAAGUUAUAUUUAAUAAUUGAGGAGUUCAUAAAUUUAGGGGUAUUUGAGGGGGGAAAAAUAUACAUACUCAUAUUCCAAAUAUAGAAAUAUAUAUGAAUAUGUAUUUUCAUAUAUAUACAAUGGAGAAAUCCUUUCCAAUAUGUGGGGUUUUUUUAGAUUUUGCUGAGUGAUAAGCUGUUUAUUGUUUUGUUCUACACUGUAAAUUACACUGUAAAUUGAAAUCAGAGAUCCUAAUGUUUAACUAUUAUUACUAAAUGACAUAUAUGGUUUUAUACUGUGAUUUAUUUAUAUGUGGCAUAUUUACUGCACACAUUGUAAGCUGACCUAAUAGGGCAAUUUUACUACUGGGUAAUGGAAGAAAAUUUGAUCUGAGCCUUUAUGCCAGGAUUUAUACUAUUUUACUGGGAUAGAGGUGCAGCAAGAAGUAAGAAUAUGAGUAAGAGAAUUAAGAAUGAAAAAUCAGAUUUAUUAUAUUGGUGCUACUGUUAGGAAACAGAGUGAAUCAGGAUUAUACCAACUGAUAAUCAUAUAUAGAGGUUAAUCAGAUACUAUAGAGAAAAACCAAAGAAAGAUGCCUUCUAAUAACCACUUGUAAAACUAUAUAUAACAAAUGGACGUGUCAUCGUUCAGUGGCUUUAGUUGCCAUGUGUUACCUGAGUCUUGCUAAGUGAAUGACUAUGUUAAAAAAUGAGUUUGGAUGCCAGGAAGAAAUUCUUCCUGUCCUGUCUGCAGGGCCAGACUGGCAAGUUCAGACCCUGUCAUUCAAAUUGAGAAUUACCUUACUUGCCGUUAGAGCUACUAACGUGGUAUGAUGUGACCUGAUUUGAGCCAAAGUGUCAGGAGCGGAAUCUCUUAUUAUUUUUAUUAGAACUGGGAGAAUUUAGCCCUUGCUGCUGUUUAUCAAUGUACAUUACAGGCAUUGCGUGAUGACAAUGCUGCCUUUGGAUAACUUCAAUAAAAUAUCAUGUUGGCCUGAUAAGGCAGGUGUAUUAGAACUUCUGCAGCAAGACAGUGGCAUUUGGAGCCCAGCUCUGAACGUGUUGGUAAAGAGAUGGUUUGAUAGAAAUUUCUACCACAGCUCAGGAGUUUGUCCAGGUUUAACAGCUGGGAGUCACGUUUCCCACUUCUGCAACCCUCUUUGCCCAUCUCUUGCCCUACCUGAGACAGGCACCCUCUGUGUGGCUGCAAAGAGAGCUGCUACAGACCGUGUAUGAGGUGGGACCCUGGUUGCACAUCCCACCAGCAGUUUGCUCCAGCCCAUGGUACAGGUUCAAAGCGAUUCCAGUCUCCAAACUGUAUGUGUAUGUGUUUGACGAGAGUUUUGCGUUCUUGAAGUCGUUCCAUAAUGGGUGUUUUUCCGUUGUUAUGCUGCUAUAGCUUCUCCAGCAAUGAGAGGACAAAAAUGGAAAAUAUCGGCAAUUUAUCCUUUGGUUUUUCUAGUUGAAUGUAUCCAAUUGUCUACAGCCCGUGUGUUUGUCAGUGAGUGUCGUGUAGUUCCACGUUCUCUUUUCCUGUCUGUGACACUGGGGUGAGGUACUGCGAGGUGGUGUUUGUACAAGUGGGUUAUGUGUGUGUGCUAAACUAUGUCUGUGCACAUUGAUUGCAAAAUAAAC
Molecule: messenger RNA, 5018 nt
Organism: Calidris pugnax (ruff)
Lineage: Eukaryota; Metazoa; Chordata; Aves; Charadriiformes; Scolopacidae
Gene: SLC2A9
Product: solute carrier family 2 (facilitated glucose transporter), member 9
Exons: 16
Coding region: 215-2011 (598 amino acids)
Biological process (GO): monosaccharide transmembrane transport
Cellular component (GO): membrane
Molecular function (GO): hexose transmembrane transporter activity
Source: RefSeq, a predicted model, not a curated record